Wasmannia auropunctata (little fire ant) is the source of this 5957-nucleotide messenger RNA. RefSeq lists its product as uncharacterized. NCBI's taxonomy places the organism in Eukaryota, Metazoa, Arthropoda, Insecta, Hymenoptera, Formicidae. The record is from RefSeq and is a predicted model, not a curated record. The coding region runs from base 1 to 5871 and encodes 1956 amino acids. The transcript is spliced from 13 exons.
AUGAGCGAGGGAGCGGACUCGGUUGCGCAGACCAGCGGGGAUACGACCUCGACGGGCGGCGAGGGUGAGCGCGAGCGCGAUGCGACGACGACGACGACGACGACGGCGACGCCGUUGCCGACGAAGCCGCCGCUGACGCCGCCGACGCCGCCGCCGCUGCCGCCGUCGCCGACGGCAGCGGCAACGACGACGUACACCACCGGCAGGCGGCCGCGCUUCGGCACCGGCGGCCCGCCGCCGUCGCCCUACGUGUGGAUCGACGGCCGUCAGCUGCGGAGCGCCCUCGCCUGGACCAAGAAACAGCCGCCCCGACGAGUCAGCUUUCCCUUGAGCGACAGUCACCUGGUGACAGGCUACCUCGAACCCGACAAUCCCUGGCGGUACGGAUAUGCUUCUCCAGCAAAAGAACACGUCGACGCGGGGAGUCGUUCUCUGUCUUUGUCCGGUCGGUACUCGCAAUCGGUGAAAGAUGAAAGCAUGAUUCCUGUGUCGAUGUGUCUCUCGCUGAAAAGCUCCUUUAGGUUUAACGACACUGGUGAUCUAGUUCAUGAUGUAGUUAGCGUGGUAGAUCUGGGGUUUGAUGAAUGCACAGUGCUUGUGCUCAGGCAUGAUGCAGAUCUCGUCGCUGAAAAUGUGAAUCGCGAGGACUUAAUCUUUGCAUACAAGGAGUCUUGCGCACGACAUGCCACCGAACCCUUGCAAAAAGUUUUAGUUCAACUCGAGAAUUUGGAUAUAUCUCAAGAUCGUUGCGAGGAGCUGAAUUUGAGAGGGGAAGUCUUGGGUCAGGAUCAUAUCGAACCGUUGGAGGAGAUACUGAAGAGACUACAGUUUCAUAAAAUUGAUUUAGAAGGAUCAUCUCUGAAUGACGAGAGUUCCGUGAUAUUAUUUGAUAUGAUGGAAUAUUAUGAAUCUGCAAAACACUUAAAUAUUUCGUCCAAUCCAGAAAUCGGAGUGCGCGGCUGGCAAGCGUGCUCACAUAUGAUUAAGAAGACUGAGAGUUUAGAGCAGUUUGAAGCUGGGGACAUAAAGUUUGACGAACAAAACAUGAACACGCUGACUCGUGCACUACGAAUGGUUUGCCAUCUACAAGUCCUUAAAUUGGAAAAUUGUGGACUGUCGGGCAGAGCAAUUAUCAUGCUUGUUACAGCCCUAAAAAUAAAUAGCGGUAUACGGGAACUAUAUUUAGCCGAUAACGGGCUUGACUUAUACGACGCUAUACAGCUUGGAUCUCUUUUAAGAAUGAACAAUCAGUUGCAGUUACUCGAUAUUAGUAAUAACAACGUCCAGGACGACGGGGUACGAGAUAUAUUGGAGGGUCUGAUCAAUCAAGUGAACGAGGACAAAACUGGCCAGGGACUUAGCAUCCUGAUAUUAUGGAAUAAUCGUCUGACCAAGAAAUCAUCACACUACUUCUCGAGAAUUAUAGCAUUAUCGAAAACUUUGGAGACUCUGAAUAUCGGCCAGAACAUGCUGACGGACGAGACAUUGAGCAUCGUUAAUGAAUCAUUGAAGCAAAAUCGUGUUCUUCUACAAUUGGGCAUGCAAUCUACGGAACUCACAUGUGAUGGAAUAAUCACGCUUGCUGAGAUAAUGGAGACGAAUCAAGUUUUGCAGAGGAUAGAUUUACGAGACAACACUAUACAGAUGCGUGGAAUGCAUGCUCUCGUGAAUGUCAUGAAAAAGAACAAGACCAUUACGCAGAUCGAUUUGGAUGACAAACCUCGAAUAAGAAUAGACGGUCCCUUGCACGAGUAUAAGGAAAUGGCUAUGGAGAUUCGCAGUCACUGUAGCCAGAACGAGGAACGCCGUCUACUAAAGGAGUCCACCGAGGACGUUGAGAGCCCGCAGCAUUCAAACCGGUUGCUGAACGCGAGUUCCCGUAAGAUCUCGCUUACCUGUCAGACACUGCCAAGUCCGUCGCGAUCGGCGAUGUUAGCCGCCGAUGAGCCGGCGACGCGCACCAUGCUGGAGCCAAAGCGCACCAGCGGAGGCCGUCUGCGCUCCCCGGCUCCCAGUCCCAUCCCCUCUCCCGUGGCCAGUCCGAUCCCCAGCCCGUCCCGGAAUCGCUUCGUUGUGUGUCGAGUGUCGGAAGCAUCGUUGCGCUCCGCCGACUCUUCGGUGUCCUCCUCGCCGGUCACUCCGCCGUCCCUUGGCUCCUCCCCGUCCCUCGGUUCUUCCCCGUCUUUCUUUCCCAACGCGAGCGGCGGCACGUCGCGGUUCCGCGUGUCGGUCGUCGAGUCGGCGGGCGCCGAUCGCUCGUCGCCAAAAUCGGUCGUCGCCUCCUCCAGCGGCAGCUCCGUCACGAUCGGUUUUAACGUCAGAAUCGACGCGGCCGACUCCGACGAUCACGACAGCGCAACCAAGGUGGACGUGCAUGCGACGCAGACCGCUAGCGAUAGCACAACCGCGUCCGUAGGCACGCCUAACGUAGUUGCGAUAUCGCCAGCAGAUAUAUCCCCAAACGAAGACAUUGCCAAAAACGAAGAUCGCUGUGACGAAGGAACGAAGGGGGUGGAGGAGCGAUCGAGUGUGUAUCUAGCUGAAUCGCGACUCUGGACGGAUGAGAGCGUUACUGCGACGUGUAGGAGUGAACGCGAUGCAGUAACGGAGAUCAAAGACGAGCGAUUAGCUCGGGAGGACGUAACUACGAUGUCGCGGUCUGAAAGAAGCGAGGACAUCACGACGAUUCGCGAGGAUCGUUACGACGAGGCGGCGAGUCAGAGCAACGUUACGAUAGAUCUCGAGAGCGUCGCGACGUCCGGUAACAAGGAUACCGAGGCGGCUAAGGAUCAUCGCAUCGUGUAUACGAGUACAAAGGAACUACAGGUACCUGCAUAUCCGAACGAGGAUACGGCCUCGAUGAGGAUUAGCGUAGUCGAGGAUAAAGCCUUGAUAAAAUCAUCCUCGGAUGACACGUCGGAGUUGCGCGUGAAUCGGACAGCCUCGGAAGGAUUGUCCGCCUGCGUUUUGGAGUCUUCCGUAAGUACUACCUCGGGAACGUCGUCCUCGACUCGCGUGGCAGAGUCACAUUCGCGGGAACAGGCGAACACGUCGGUGCAGAGGCACAAGUCCGGCUUGGAGAAGCUCCUGUCUUUGUUUCAGCAUCCUGGCCAGUUCUUCUCGGAUUCUUCGAGCGCUGCCGCGGAUACGAGAAGCUCCCUGCAAGAGAACGUAAGCGGCAUGAUGGCACUGGGCGACAGGCUGCAGCAGUACCUGAAGGAGAGUCGAACCAAGGUUAGCACCGACAGUUCGUGGUCGUCGGAACACGGGUCUUUGUUGAGAAACAGACCGGUGAGAGUAAACGUCUCGCAGUUACAAAGUUUGACCAAUUUCUUCACGUCUUUCAAGUUCGAACCUCACGCGAGUCUCGCCGAGCACAGCACUAAUCUCUUCGGUCAGGCGAAGAGUCAGAAUACGAAUGUCGGAGGGAAGGAUUUAGAAAGAUCGACAGAAGUCGAGGUUGCAAGAAUCGACAAAGAAGAUUCGUUCGGCCUGGAGAAGAAUCAGAUUGCGAGAAACGAUGGAAAGAAUCUGGUCGGACAAGAGAAUGGCAAGAGCAGUUCGUGUGAUCAGGAGCGAAAUUGGAUUACGAGAGAUGAAGAGAAAAAUUCUGUCGUUAAAGAAAAGAAUCAGAUUGUUAGAAAUGACGAUGAUUUAUUUGUUCAAGAAAACAAUGAAGUAGGCAGGAACGACGAGCAGAAGUCGUUUGAUGAUGUUGUCAAAGACGAUGAGAAGAAUUUGGGCGGUCAGGAAGAAAGUCGGGCCUCAAAUGACGAGAACAAUUUAUUUGAUCAGAUAAAAAAUCAGGUUGUGAAAGGUUGCAAUGAGAGGGCGGAUUUGGAGGAUCAAGAAAAAGAACAAGAACAAAUUGCCAAGAACACUGAUGAAAGCUUUGAAGAUCGAGAGAAGAUUCAGGUUAUUGAAAACAACGAGAAUGUACGAGAUCAAGAGAAAGAUGAGAUUGCGAGUGACAACGAGCACGAUUUAAACAAUCGGGAGACGGUGUCCGUGAAAAGCAGCGAGAAGAACUUGGAAGAUCAGGACAACGGGACUCACGCGAGAAACGACGAGAAAGAUUUCAUGGACACGCAGAAUGUAUACGUUAACGAGGGGAGUGUCGAGGAGGACGGUGUGCGUUGCGUAGACGAGUUAAAAUGGACAGAAUCUGACCUUAGUGAUCGACUGUUACCUGAAAGUGUGCAAUCAAAGGAUGAUUUUGUUGAUAACUUAGUAUUAGAUGGCGGCUAUGUCGAGCCGGACGUGGCGGCUCCGUCGUCGCUGGCGAGCAAAUCCACUGUGUGUAUAGCUGUAGAGUUAACGAACGUAGCCGGAUAUUCUGCAUUAGAAUUAAGUAAGACCGACGGUACAGGGUGUAACGACGAUUUUAUUAGUGACCAGGAUCGCGGAGAGCGCGAUGAUCUGCAGAAUCAUACGGAGCGUAGCGACGUUGAACGCUUAAAACGCGACAAUCUGGAGGGCUUAGAACGCGACGGAGCGAAAGUUUUAGAAAAUAAUGACACAGAGUGUUUAGAACGUAACGACGCGGUUGAAGGAGUGGAUACCUUGACGGCGAGGACAUGUGAUACAACCACGGACAGUAUUAAUCAGACUAGUGAUAGUAGUUUUCCGAUUUGUAACAUAGGGCAUGAUAGGAAAACCGUAGAUAGUGUAAGUACGACGAGGGCGUCGAUGAGCACAGACGACGACGUCGGCACGACUGAAUGUCCGUCAGACAACCGCGGGACGUCGUCGACGUCGUUGAACGAUGUCUGGGCGUCGUCGACGUCGGUAGACGACGUUGGGACGACGCCAUCGAGGUCGUUGAAGGACGUCGACUCGGAGGACCACUUAAACGAGGAAGUUACCAGUAGCACGUGCUGCAUUGUCGACCAAGAUCGAUGCGAGUCUAAGAAAAAGGAGGAGGAGGAGAAAAAGGAGGACCUGGCGGAAGUCCUUGAUGCUGAUGCUUGCCGCGAUUCCGUCGAUUGUAAGAGUAUAAGUGUAAAUAUUAACGUAGAACCAUGCGAAUCGGAUUCGGGGAGCCAGGAGGCGCUCGGGGAGCAUCACGAGGGACAGUCUUUUAUGCCAAAUAAUGUCGACGUACAUCGAACUAUCCCUAAAGACGCGACCGAGAUGGACGACCAGCCGGAGGACGUCGUCGAUGAUGGCAGGCGUAUCGACCCGACCAUCCUCGUCACGCCGUACGAGACGUCCGCGAAUCUGGACAAAUCCGACGCGGAGGAGCUUAUUUUCUGCAUGACGGACAUCUCGACGGACGGCACGUCCGUCGAGGACGAGCUGUCGCCGAGCGUUCCAUCCAGGAGCUCGCCGAACGACGGCGCCAAAGUGACGGAGUCGUACUACGAGCUGUCCGCUUCGAGGACUACGUCGACGAGCACGCUGCUAAUCGAGAAUCCCGAGGGCAUGCACAGCCAGGAUUCCGGUAUCGAGGAGACCGAUACCGUUCUGACGAUCGACGACACUGUCGCCGGAACGGUGGUAGACGCGCACCCGAUGCCACCGCCGCGCAGCAGCCUCCAGGAGAGCGUGGACUCUGGGAUCGAGUCGGAGUGCUCAUCGAUAUGCAUCAGGGCAGAGCCCGCCGCCGAGCGGGCGCUGGAGUUCGUCGUGGUCCCGAAGAGGCCCUCGCGCGACGACAACGGCGUGGACGAUGACAACGGCGAGUUCGCGUCGGAUUUCCUAGUGAAGGAGGCACGGCUGGUAGAUAACGACGGCAUGAACGACGGCGUCGCGCAUUCGUACCUCAGCGGCAUCAAGUGCGGCACGGUCGUCGGUACGGCGCCGCGGCCCGUCGCCGACGAAGGCGUCGCGCACUCUCCCACAGCCGUGCACGGCACCAGCCCGAAAUAAUGCAGCGAAGGAAGAAGACGAGAAGGCUAAGGAUAGCAAAGGGAACAAGACGAACACGAUCGAGUAUGAUAUCGAUGACGAUGAUU